This is a messenger RNA of Aquila chrysaetos chrysaetos, 6112 nucleotides long. It is a transcript of the gene SERAC1, whose product is annotated as serine active site containing 1. Lineage: Eukaryota; Metazoa; Chordata; Aves; Accipitriformes; Accipitridae. The transcript has 17 exons. The record is from RefSeq and is a predicted model, not a curated record. Bases 1777 to 3762 code for a protein of 661 amino acids.
ACAGAGUUAUCCCCGCUUUGCUCCUUGGCCUUUGGAUGUUGCAUUGCCUAAAAUUGUAUUUUUUUUCAAAUGUGCCCUAGUUGCAAGGCAGCAGUGUUCCUGCCCCACGCCGGGGUAAUGACAGAAACGUUGGCACGAUGCAGCCUCAUCGGCAUGGGCCGGUGCAGGAGUUUGUUGCAGACUGCAGAGCUCCCUGAACCAGCUGUGAAACGGUGCAAAACGCGUCCUUUUGCAUUAUAUUUGUGUAUACCUAAGCAUAUUUGCUCUCAGACCUGAACAGAGGUUCCUGGCAACAAGGAAAUGGUACUUGCUUUGGCCUCAUGGGUUUGCAGGUGAAUGUUUUGAAUUCAGGGAAUUGUGGCACCUGCUGUCACUGAACUACAUGUUAUUGCAGUUACACACUGUGGCUGGGUAGAAGAAUAAAUAUGAGUACCGUGGUUCUGUGAAUAAAGAUAGUAAAGGUACUGCCAUAAAUUAGAGUGUUUGGAGGAGGGGGAGGUGUCUCCAGAGGACUGUUAAUGUCUUUAAAGUGUUUCAUAGUGUUGUAUACUCUGUUGAAGUGAAUGGGACAGAAAUGACAGAAGCCAAAAAGUUGUCUGCUGUGACUGUGGCAGUGCUGGGGUGAUGCUGUUUUUCCAAAAUCUCCUAAACACAAGCAAGAGAGAAGGAAAAAUCAAAACUUUUGGGGAAACAGGAAAAGAGGAAGGCAUCUUAAUGGAAGGAAGGAAAAAAGUCUCCUUGUUUAGAGAAAUUGGAUGCUGACAUAAAAAGCAAUAUAAGCUCUUUUUUUUUGAUCUGUAGAGAUUGCCUUCAAUUCAAGGAGAAUAUCAGGGGCUCCCAUAUUUCAAGAUCAGAUUUACUGAUCAAGAUCUACACACCUGACAUUUUAUCAUUUUGAGUUAAUUGUCGUUGUGGUGUUAUAGACUUAAUUUGACAUUUAAUAAGGACGUCUAUGUUUCCAACAUAAUAAUUUGAUAAAUACAUGAGAAAGAGUGGUGUGGUUUAAAAUCCGUUUAAACAGACUAACUCGGUGUUUCAGUCAGUGUAGAUGUAUCAAUGCAGACACUAGAUCAUAAAAUAUGAAUUUCAUGUUACUUCUGCAAAAACAUUUUUUUGUUUGUUUUGCGAUUGCUAUAAAUGUUUGAUAUUCUUUCUGGAUUUUGGCAUAAUUCUCGUACUAAAAAUACUUCACAUUCUGUCUACUAAGACUUGAGAUUAAGUCUUUGGCAGAAGUAACAUGCAGAACUUGAUUGUUGUCAUGGGUUGCCAAAGCCAAUUUGUUUAUUUUCCUAACUUAGGUAAGUUUUUCUUAUAUAAAUCAAAUGUAAAGACAGUAAAUUCUGCUAAUACGUAAAAUAGUAAAUAUAUGUGAGUGAUAGAAACAGGAAUUGGUGCUUUUGCCUGGCCUAAAUUGCCUUGGUUUUCAGUGCUUGACUAAUGUAACUAUAUUUUCUUUGAACCUCACUGUGCAGAGGUUAAGAUACAGCCUUGAUCAGUGGCCUAAAGAGCAUGGCUCCUUUAUGGUCCCUCCUGAAUAGUCCCACUUGUUCAAAGAGGCAAGGUAAUAUCUAGAAUGUGUAAGGAAGUUGCAGCAUGCUCGUCUUAACUCAUCUUCCUACCUGUAAAAUCAGGAAAGUUCAUGCCUUGCAUCAUAGAUAGGUCAGAAGAGUAAAUCGUUUCAUAUUUCUGAAGAACUCAGAUACUACUUUCAUGGAGACCAUUACUGUCAAGAAGAUUCAUGCUCGCACAGGAUUGCUUGUACAUUCAGAACUUUGAAUGUCAGUGGCUGCUUACUGUAUAUUUUGCUGUAGACGAAUAGGAACCUCUGGUCCAGCCACAAAAACACACCUACCCUGGAAUGAUAUCAGAAAAAUUGCAAAAGUAACUGGAUCGCUUAUACUAGGUUUUCUUUUAUCUAGAGGUUUUGUGUUCAUUACGUAUGAAGUCCUGUCCUUAAAGAAGUUACUGCAAAUUGAUACUCAAGCUAUACAUCAAGAAAAACUUAAAUCCUAUGUAUACAUACGUACAACGUCUGUAAAUCCAAGUGACUAUCAAGGGAUCACGUACCACGCCAGAAAAGAAAUCCAUAAAGCAGUGAGGAAAAUUCUAGAAACAGAAGCUAAAAUUUUCCGGAGACCUUUUAAUGAACAAUUCAGUACAUUUGAUGGAGAAGAUCAUGAAUGUGCCUUAUGGCUUCUCUUAAAGAGAAGUCAGUCAGAAGACAAAGAAGUCCGACUGCAGGCUGUACAAGACCUGGCAAACAAUAGUCACUGGCAUGAUUAUCAGUAUGGUACAGUUGCCCAAACCUGUGAUCAAAGGACUGCUAUAGGUUUGGCUCGAUCCAAAGAUAUCGACCUUCGCUUUUUCCUGCCUCCACCACCAUUGCCAAAAAUAAAGAAUGAUUAUCCCAUAGAAGAUGAACUUCGCUUGUUGUUAGUAUCUUUACCUCAGACUGGUCUUGAUCCAUGUGUCCAGUACUUCACGUCUCUUGCUUUACGUGAAAGUAGUCAGACUCUGGCUGCACAAAGGGGAGGCUUGUGGUGUUUUGGAGGAAAUGGACUUCCAUAUUGUGAAACGUUGAGUAAAAUCCCUUCAGAGACAGUGGAACUCUUUUGCUUGCAAGCUUUAGUGCAGCAUUCUAAGGUUUCUUCUCACUGUGAUAAAAUUGAAGCUAAAGGAGGCCUUCAGCUACUACAGAGGAUAUACCAGCUACGUAAAGAUUCAGCAAAAAUACAAAGGAAUAUAAUUCGCAUUAUUGGAAAUAUGGCUUUGGAUGAACGUCUUCAUUCAUCCAUAGUACGUGCAGGUUGGGUUUCUGUACUUGCUGAAGUAAUGAAAUCCCCACAUGUCAUUCAGUCUUCUCAUGCAUCCAGAGCUUUGGCUAAUCUAGACAGGGACACAGUGAAAGAAAAGUAUCCAGAUGGUGUUUAUGUUUUACAUCCACAAUAUCGUAGCAGUCAGCCCAUCAGAGCAGACAUCCUUUUUGUUCAUGGUCUUUUGGGAGCAGCAUUUAAAACCUGGCGACAGCAAGACAUUGACCGGCGGUUGGAUAAAAAGGCUUCAGAAAGGGAAGAGGACUAUAGCCAGUGCUGGCCAAAGACAUGGCUGGCUUCAGACUGUCCUGCCCUUAGAAUCAUAUCUGUGGAAUAUGACACCCAUUUGAGUGACUGGAAAGCAAAAUGUCCUGUUGAGGCUCACAGGAAGUCUAUUGCUUACAGGAGCAAUGAGCUUCUCGACAAGCUCAGAGCUGCUGGGAUUGGAGACAGACCUCUGGUGUGGGUAUCACAUAGCAUGGGUGGUCUUCUAGUCAAAAAGAUGCUGGUGGAUGCUUCCAAGAAUCCAGAAAUGGAUAAAAUUGUAAACAACACCAGAGGAAUCAUAUUUUAUAGCGUACCUCACCAUGGUUCCCAGCUGGCUGAAUAUUCUAUAAAUGCCAGAUAUCUUCUCUUUCCGUCUGUGGAGGUUAAAGAACUCAGCAAGGAUUCUCCUGCCCUUAAAGAGCUGAAUGAUGACUUCCUGUCUUUUGCCAAAGACAAGAAAUUUUCAGUGCUGAGUUUUGCAGAAACCUUACCAACGCAUAUAGGCAGCAUGAUAAAACUGCAUGUCGUACCUCUGGAAUCAGCAAAGUUAGGAAUUGGAGACCUUAUUCCAGUGGAUGUUAAUCAUCUAAAUAUUUGUAAGCCAAAGAAGAAGGAUGCUUUCCUGUACCAACGUACAUUGAAGUUCAUUCAGGAUGUUUUAGCCCAAGAAAUUGGAGACUGAGUUUUUUCUUCUAUUUGGUGUAACACAGUAAGUUCUUCCCUAACAUUUGUUAGGGGAUCUGCAGAACUACAAAGAUGCUAUGUCAGUAGUAUCUGCUGCUGAAAUAAUUUUCAGUACAUCUCCAACUUAGACAUCUCUCCAACUUAUUUCUAAAAUAUAUUCAAAACAAAUACAAACCGAAGUCCUAUGAGCUUGACAAAAAGAAAAUGUGUGUUGGCUUAAAGUGACAAUGAUAUGUUGACAAAAUGCAUGUAAAUGCUCCAGCAAUUUGUCUGGGAGGGGAUGGGGAUUCAGUGGAAGAGAAGUUUCACUUAGUCUACAGAUAUCCCUCUGAAGCAAUACAGCUAGACCAUGCAGAGUGCCCAGGAUAUCUUCUUUUAAGCGGGGGGGGAACUUGCUCUGGAGGUAGGUGAUCUCAUUAAGAUAAAUAUGCAUCUGGGACUAAAGCCUUAUAGAGAGGAUCAGAAAGAAUUAACUGAGGUGGGCUAUUUGUUGUGUCAAAGGGGACAAGAAGCAUGUGGCUGCCUCAAAGCUUUGGUUUACUGUCCAUGUUAAGUAGUGUGACUGAAGCCUGAAGAAGUUUAUCCAAGUGAAUGAAGGUAGCAUUUUGGUCUAGUGGCCCAGUUACAGGAGUUUUUGUAAUUCGCCUUUUCAUUUAAGAGACCACCCAGAUUUUUCAGCAAAUAUGGCAUCUGUUUUCUGCAUGAGAAAGACAUAGGUUGGUAGGUUGUCUUGCAUAGACAACUGUAGUUGUUUUUAUCUGUUUGUACAAAUGAAAACAAAACAAAAGAAUUGUUCACCUUCUUCUACGUUUCUCUCUUAAUCUUAGCAACUUGUGAGGUUGCUUUCUUUAAGACAGAGUGUAUCUGGUCAGACUCAGGGCAGUUGUGUGCUUGUUCUCAUGGAAGAUACAGAACAGAGGCUUAGCUCUUUUGCUUUACUCUUGGGACGUACCAAGAUGAUAUGUUCAAAUCCAUGGCUCGUUACUUAUUUAGAAACUCUUUCUUUAGCUGAUUUAAAGAAGAGCAUUGAAAAUGCUCAAGUGGAGCAAGACAAAUGUAGGCCCUGACAAAACAGCUGAUGCUUAGAGUUUGGAGCUCAUGUAGAGAAAAAGUAAAGCAGGAAAAAAUUCAGGUGAUCAUAAGGUCCCACUGGAAAUGCAGAAUAUCCCAGAUGUUUUGAGUUCUUGAAGGCCAAGUGUAUAUUGGUGUAGGUAUAGAGAAAAACAGCAGUGUUGUCUUAUUUGAGUUUAUGCUUAUGUUAAGGAUACCUUAACAAUACUGGUGAGAAAUAAGUAUUUUUAGGAAAAAAAACCCAUCAGUGCUCAGCCACUUUUUUAAAGUCUUAAAUGGUUUGCAAUGUAGUUAAAAGCAGCCUAGUCUAAUUGUGGUCUCUUCCCUUCCUUUCUUUCCACCCCCAACCCCUUCUGAAAACAAACAUAGGCUAUGAUUAGGCUAUACUGCCCUAGCUGACCAUUUGUUAAAUAAGGCCUGUAUUGAUGACAGGCUUAAGGUGUCUCUUAGCAUCACUUAUGUGAGAUGGUUCUAAUAUCACUGGCCUUAAAAUUAUGGCUGUAAAAGCUACCAAAGAGGUGGGAUGCACUUUGCAGUUCUGCAGGGGCUUGGUGCAGGUGCCAGUGACCAUUGCAGUCCUGAUAGGUCCUGAGGCCACCUCAGCUGUUCCCACUUGAGAGCACUCCAGCCCAGGAGGACACUACAUCUGAAAAUGCACUUCUGGAAGUUGAGCCUUGACCUGCUGAAGUUGUGGAGUAAAAUUCACAAAAGCGGUACAGAGAAUGUACAGCAUGACACUGGCAAAAAGAGCAUUUUUUUCCCCCUAACCGAGAUGUAGGUAAGAACACUGCAAAGCAGUAUUUCAGAUAGAAAAUGUAACAGAACUAUCGUAACUUCUAAAGAGGUUUAUACACUGUGGUUUAAACUUCAGAGUGUAAAUAUAUUAGAACACUUCAUAUUCACAAAGUAGAGGGUAUGUGGAGUUCAUUGUGAAUAGACAAGGCUUCUAAUAACUGAAUGCGUGUUUAGUGUGACAAAUCUUGUAUUGAUUUUAAUAGACUUCUUUGGCUUACAGGGAUUCAAGUCAAUGACAUUACACAUUAAUCUCAGUAAAUGCAUCUGUGUUUUGUUACUGGAACUCUUGAGGCAACUUUCUCCUUUUUGAAGCUGUAUGUAUAUACGUGUAACUUUUAAAACUAACAUUUUGAGGUGUUGGUUUUAGGGUUGUGGGUUUUUUGUUUUUGGUUUUUUUUUUGAAUAUAGUAAUGAAAUGUGUUUUUAAACAUGUGCUAGGUAUGCCACAAAAUGUAUUAAAGGUGAAUGAUCUACCAAAUGAA